Molecule: messenger RNA, 1965 nt
Organism: Nelumbo nucifera (sacred lotus)
Lineage: Eukaryota; Viridiplantae; Streptophyta; Magnoliopsida; Proteales; Nelumbonaceae
Source: RefSeq, a predicted model, not a curated record
AUGCGUAGGAUUUGCAUCCUAGUAGCUUUUGGGAGAAAGUACAUCGCAGAUGAGGGUGGGAAGAGGUUUAAGAAGUUGCUUAUGGAAUUUGGGUCAUUGUUGGUUGUGGCCAAGGGAGAACCAGAAAAGGCAUCGACAGUUCUAGUUGUGGCGGGUGAGAAGCUGAGAACAAAACAUGGACGCAACCCAGAAGCUCAGCGUCUUCUGCCAAAAUGUCCUCCGCCACUCAACCGUACAGCUUCUGUGUCCAAAUGCGGUCGAGUUCGGUUUCGUGCUUUGGCUGGUGGGAAUCCGGGGGUUUUGUCUUCUGCACUUGUUGAAGCCAAUGAGACUGCUUUUAUCAGAGACCAGGAAGAAAUUGGGUCUAGAAUUGAUGGAAGGAAUGGACGAGUUGGUUUGAAAACUAAGGAAGUGAAGGAGAAUGAAAUGGGUUUGGAAGGGCUGGAGGUGUUGUGGGAUGAUAGGUUUGGGACUGGUAGUGUGAAGGAUUACCUUGAUAUGGCAAGGGACAUGAUUAAGCCUGAUGGUGGUCCUCCUCGCUGGUUUUGCCCAGUUGAUUGUGGGCGUCCAUUAAAAGAUUCACCUGUGCUGCUCUUCUUGCCCGGAACAGAUGGUACUGGGCUGGGACUCCUCUUGCAUCAAAAACCACUUGGCAAGGUUUUUGAAGUUAGAUGCUUGCAUAUCCCUGUUUAUGACCGCACAUCUUUUGAAGGACUCGUGAAAUUUGUUGAAGAUGCUGUGAGGCUUGAGAGUGCUUUAUCUCCAAAUAAGCCAAUUUAUUUAGUUGGGGAUUCAUUGGGAGGAUGCCUAGCACUUGCAGUUGCUGCUCGUAACCCAACUAUUGACUUAGUACUGGUAUUAGUCAAUCCAGCGACGUCAUUUGGCAAAUCACAACUUCAACCAUUGCUCCCAGUUUUGGAGGCUUUACCAGACGUACUUCAUAUAACUGUCCCUUACCUUCUAAGCUUCAUCAUGGGUGAUCCUGUGAAGAUGGCAAUGGCCAAUGUUGAUGAUAGACUUCCUCCUGCACAAACACUAGAACAAUUGUCUGGAAAUCUUACUGCUUUAUUACCACGUCUGUCAGGUUUGGCUGAUAUUAUACCUAAGGAGACUCUCUUGUGGAAACUUAAGCUGCUCAAUUCAGGUGCUGCUUAUGCUAAUUCUCGUCUUCAUGCUGUCAAAGCUGAAGUACUAGUACUUGCCAGUGGGAAGGAUAAUAUGCUACCCAGUGGAAUUGAAGCUCAACGGCUUUCAACCUCAUUGCAGAAUUGCAAAGUUCGCUACUUCAAGGAAAAUGGUCAUACUCUAUUAUUGGAAGAUGGAAUUAAUCUGUUGACUGUUAUUAAAGGCACAAGUACAUACCGACGCUCAAGGCGACAUGAUUAUACCUCAGAUUUUAUUCCUCCUACAAUGACAGAAUACAGAAAUGCAGUUAAUCAACAAUAUAAACUAUUUAAUUUCGCUACAAGCUCUGUGAUGCUUUCAACAUUGGAAGAUGGCAAGAUAGUGAGGGGUCUUGCAGGGGUUCCCAACGAAGGGCCCAUUCUACUAAUUGGUUAUCACAUGCUUAUGGGAUUGGAACUUGCUCCCAUUGUUGAGGCAUUCUUGAGGGAGAAGAAGGUUAUGGUUCGUGGUAUGGCUCACCCAAUAUUGUUUACCAAGACUGUUGAAACUUCUUUACAAGAAUUCUCCCACUUUGAUCACUUGAGAAUCUUUGGUGCAUCACCUGUCUCUCCUAGCAACCUCUAUAAGUUGUUAUCAACAAAAUCAUAUGUUCUUCUUUAUCCUGGUGGUGUACGUGAGGCUCUCCAUCGCAAGGGUGAAGAAUAUAAGUUAUUUUGGCCUGAUCAGCCUGAAUUUGUGAGAAUGGCAGCUAGAUUUGGGGCAACAAUUGUACCUUUUGGAGUUGUUGGAGAAGAUGAUAUUGCAGAGGUAAGUUUUUUAAUCUAAUAAUGUUUUAUCUUA